Messenger RNA from Daphnia carinata, 1723 nucleotides. It is a transcript of the gene qtc, whose product is annotated as protein quick-to-court-like. The record is from RefSeq and is a predicted model, not a curated record. The transcript has 6 exons. Bases 259 to 1605 code for a protein of 448 amino acids. Lineage: Eukaryota; Metazoa; Arthropoda; Branchiopoda; Diplostraca; Daphniidae.
UUACGUGUCAUUCCUCCUUCGUGUCAUGCCUAUUUCUGUUUUGGAUACUCUUUUGGUAUUUGGGAGUUCGAUUUGGAGACAGACGGUCGAUUAGCUUGCGGCAGUCUGUCCGCUGGCAUUGCAGCCGAAGGAAUUGCCUGCAGCUUUGGUUCCGCAGUUGACCAUACAAACGGGGAAAAACUUUGAAGAAAUCGGCAGAAGUCUUAGCUAUAUUGCAGCGCGGAAUAGUUACGCCAAAAGACAUCAGACGUAACGGCCAUGGCAGAGGGUAACUCGUCACAGACGGGGAAAUUUUGUAGCCGCAUUCCUCGGUUACAACGAUCUGUAUCCUUCCAUGGUAAGGAAUAUAAAUCCACCACAAGUAAUGAGGCAACGGAGGAGGAGUUGACAGAAGCUCUAGACGAUCUCCGCUCUUUGAGCAGCGUUUCCAGUGUUGCGUCGUGUGCAGUGUCCAGUAGGUCAUAUGGGAGAGCUGUCGAAUCUGCCUUCGAAAUUCAGAAAACAAAUUCUCCAAGAUUUACGUUGCACUGCUCUACCCCACCAAAUAAUGGAUUCCCGGGGGAAUAUUUAACACCUACCCAAAGGGCCAACAGAACCAUUCGACAGCUCAAGUCAUUACUGAAGGAAUCGAAGACCGACAGCAAUUACAAAGAUUUCGAGAUACAACGCCUGACACGCGAACUUGUGCUUUUACGUUUGGAACAUGCUCAGUGCGGAAAAGACACAGUCAGAGGGGAAAAGGAACCUGAUAAUUCUUUACCCUUGGCGGCGCCAUCUCUAGCCGAUUCAGGUCAUUUCGAUGAUUUGUCGUACCAAGCAAACCAGUUAAAGGAUUCUUUAGUAGAAAAAGAAGUUGAUUCGCUAGCCACCGGUAGUUGGAUCAUGGAGAGAAGCCGGAUUGCAAAUUUUCAUACAGAAAAAAUGGACGAUUUGCUAAGGCGGCAUGCCCACGAGAUACAGCAAGUGAGAAGUCGAUUUACAGAUCGGCUUGAGGCAGCUUUAACCCAACUCAGUGAUUCUAAUACGCGUUACGCAAACCUGUUAACCAGCCAUGAUUUAAGUCGACAAGAGCUAGAGCAAAACACGAAGGAACAACUUCGAUUGCGUCAGAAAAUCGAAUCACUUGAGCAAAAACUUGCGCAGCUUCAGAUAGAUAUGGAAGAUCGCGAAACGAUGGAAUAUGAAACGCGAGAAAAGGAAUUAUCUCAAAUGGAAAACCUCUCUGCAGAGUUGGCAUGCAAAAAUCAAAUAAUCUUGGAUCUCCAGUCGACAUUGGAACGUUUAUCCGCUGCAGCUGACGAAGCUCGAACCGGGACCCAGAAUCUACAAGCCGUAGCGUCGACAUUAGAGCAGCAACAGGUGGAACUAGGAAGCUCUAGUUCGCAAAAUUGCGCGAUUGUGAACGACAAACCCAGGAUAAACAAUGCCAACCAUCCGUCUCCAGAUCCUUCCGUCAUGCUAAAAUUUCUGCGUUCUGCAAUAUUUUAUUUAUUAACAGACAGUGAAAACGGAGCUGAACAUCUGCGAGCCAUUCAAAGUAUUCUGGAAUUCAGUACGGAAGAACGUUGUGCGGUAGAACGUAUGGGAAGGCUUGGGUAUUUGUAAAAUUCUAAAUGACUAACCACGGGUAUCAUUAAAAGACUGCGGUAUACCUGAUUCACUAACAUAAGCUGCGAAAGUAUAAAUUAAAUCUAUUAGACAACAAUAAAGUUUCUUUAAAUUU